Messenger RNA from Trichoderma reesei QM6a, 1613 nucleotides. RefSeq lists its product as uncharacterized. Lineage: Eukaryota; Fungi; Ascomycota; Sordariomycetes; Hypocreales; Hypocreaceae. The transcript has 2 exons. Gene Ontology annotation, cellular component: nucleus. Bases 576 to 1613 code for a protein of 345 amino acids. The record is from RefSeq and is a predicted model, not a curated record. Gene Ontology annotation, molecular function: RNA polymerase III core binding. Gene Ontology annotation, biological process: negative regulation of transcription by RNA polymerase III.
UCUUAUUAGACUUCGGACUUGCGAGCCUCGCCGCAUCAUCGCCAAUCCCUCAACCCCCCUCCUCCCUCCUUCUCCUUUCACUAUCCUCCCCCUUGCGGUACAAUUAUCAUCAAAGCCACUUCCCGACGCCUUCGACUCUUCUUCCUUCGACAGCAAUCGAAAAGAGGCUCUGUGUCGCCUUCGUAUCGCAUCACCGCUUCCCCCCCCCCUGUCUCGACCUGAUCGACGUGCGGAUCCGCGACCACGCAGCUCUCCUCGACAGAGAGACCCCGACAAUCAACAAUCCCAUCGCGGCCCGACGUCGUUCUUUGGGGUUCUCUUUGCGCGCAGGACGACCACCUGACCGAAGCGACACUGCAUGAUUCACUCUUGAUCGCACCCGCUCCGAGACGCCUUCGAUCCUCCUCUUCCAGCCUCAUACAUCAUCCCGUCGCAUUCACCGCCCAUCCUUCAAAGAGAACCAGUUUCGACGCUCUUGACAUUUAUCCGGCGCACAUCAUCUCUCGAUACCAUCUCUUUCCCCGUCAUCUAUUAACUAUUAAUGCAAAGAAUCACAGCCGCAUCUGUCAGCCAACAUGAAGUACCUCCCAGUCCAAGAGUUUGAGGCCGUAACCGGCGCUCUCAACUUCAACACUCCCGACUGCAACGUUACGGGCGGAUGCGAUCUGUACACGACCAAGUCCACCGGCUCCGACAAGAAGCUCUACAAGAACAUCGACAAGGACCUCAGCUCCCAGCAUGCCGCGCUGCUCAAGCUGGGCGCCAGCCUGUCACCCCCCGACCGCGAGCACAUGCUCGCAACGUCGCGCAGCAUGCAGCUCUUCUCGCACUCGAGCGCAUUCGGCCCGCUGUCCGAGCUCUCCAGCCGGCGGACGUUUGCUUACCUGAUUGCCACGCUCAACGCCAGCCACCCUCACUACGACUUCUCCCACGUCCUGCGGCCGGGCGACUUCAAGCGGGAGCGCAAUCUGAAGCGUGUCAUGGCGAACCUGGACUCGAUCCUGCAAAACACACGGCCUGGAGUCGAGGUUGGCACCUCGUAUGAUUCCUCAGCGGGCAGUGACGUGAACGCCCAGUGGGGUCCCCAUUGCUGGUCUCUGAUCGACAAGGAGAUGCGCCUCAACGAGUGCACCAUCUUCAGCUACCACCCGGAAGUCGACCCUUUUGAGGAAGACGAAAGCGCCAUCUGGGCGGUGCACUACUUCUUCUUCAACAGGGCGCUCAAGCGAGUCGCCUACCUCUACGUCCGCGUCGUUCCCGUCAUCUCCUCACAGAGCCCGAACCUGCGGCCCGUCAAGGGUGGCCUCCACAAGCGACACACGGCGCUCGAGUCGGACGGCGCAAAGAAGCGCGCCAAGUACUGGCUGGGCGAUCAAGACGCUGAGCUGAUUCCGCCGUACGAGGACGACGAGGAGCAAUUGGAUGACGGCCUCUACUGGAACCGUGGCGAGGACGGUGACAUUGUCCAAUUCUCCGACGACGACAUGGCUGAGGAUGAGCCCAUUGAUGAGGAGGACGAGGAAGACGAAGACGACGACGAUGACUUUGACAUGAUAAGUCCAAGGCGAGAGAGGCUUAUGAGUGAGGACAUUGCAGGACGGAUGGAGAUUUAA